Molecule: messenger RNA, 2084 nt
Organism: Phycodurus eques (leafy seadragon)
Lineage: Eukaryota; Metazoa; Chordata; Actinopteri; Syngnathiformes; Syngnathidae
Gene: slc75a1
Product: major facilitator superfamily domain containing 10
Exons: 13
Coding region: 146-1537 (463 amino acids)
Biological process (GO): transmembrane transport
Cellular component (GO): brush border membrane
Molecular function (GO): transmembrane transporter activity
Source: RefSeq, a predicted model, not a curated record
UGUCGUCCGAAUGUAAACCGACACCGCUUCCUGGUGCGGACUUUCCUCAUAAUAAAAGACGCACGAGAGGAGGAAACUCCAAGAGUUAGGUUCGGGUCUGUCCACGGAAGCGUUAGUCGUCAUUUUACGUCAAUAGUCGUGAAGAAUGUCAGACACGAGCAAAGCGUCCAAGGACGUGGCCCCGUCCUCGUCAAGGGUGAUCUGCGUGGUCUUCGUCCUUCUGCUGCUGGACCUGCUUGGGUUCACCCUCAUCUUACCUCUGCUGCCCUCCAUCCUAGACCACUACGCACACACUGGGGAUGCCGCCUAUCAAUCGCUGCAGAGCGCCAUGGAUGUCUUCAGAGAGGUGCUUGGGAUUCCCAUGGAGAAGAAGUACAACUGCGUCCUGUUCGGAGGUCUGAUCGGCUCUGUUUUUUCCUUGCUGCAGUUCUUGUCAUCUCCAAUCACUGGAGCUCUGUCAGAUCGCUAUGGCAGGCGACCUUUACUCCUGCUUACUACAGUGGGGAUCAUGUCUGCCUAUGUGGUCUGGGCUUUGUCCCGGAGCUUUGCCAUGUUUCUUUUGUUCCGGGUGAUCGCGGGUGUGUGUAAGGGCAACGUCAGCCUGUGCACCGCCAUCGUGGCUGACUUGGCUGACCCCAAAGCUCGGAACCGUGGGAUGGCCAUGAUUGGCUUGGCCUUCUCGGUGGGCUUCACCGUAGGACCUCUGAUAGGGGCGUACUUGGCCGUGACGUCCAAAACUGCGGGACAAGUCUUUUUCCAGACGCCAGCGUUGCUGGCAUUGGCCUUCAGUGUCGCUGACCUUAUUUUUAUUUGGCUCAUGCUGCCCGAAACGCUCACAGAGCAUGCCAAGGGUUCAAAUUCUGGGUUUCGGGACUUUCGAGACCUGCUCAGCCCGUUGGCCUUGUUCAGCUUUUCUGCUGUCACUAGAACCAAAGAUCCACCCUCAGAACAAAGAAUGCAGAGGCUCAAAGUGUUAGGCCAGGUUUACUUCUGCUACCUCUUCCUGUUCUCUGGCCUGGAGUUCACGCUGAGUUUCCUCACGCACCAACGCUUCCACUUUACUAGCAUGCAGCAGGGAAAGAUGUUCUUCUUCAUCGGCGUGGCAAUGGCAUCCAUCCAGGGUGGAUAUGCACGCCGAAUCAAAUCUGGACAUCAUGUCAAAGCUGUCCGCAUGGCCAUCGCCGCCCUGAUCCCAGCAUUUAUUCUCAUCGGACUCUCAUGGAACAUCACCAUGCUUUACGCGGGCUUGGCGCUCUAUUCCUUUGCGGCAGCAGUUGUGGUCCCGUGCCUCUCAAUGCUUGUCUCUGAACAUGUCUUUUUCCCCAGGCACGGCCAGUCAGAAAGGCACAGUGAUGGGCAUCUUACGCAGUCAAGGUGCUCUGGCCAGAGCUCUGGGCCCCAUAGUGUCUUCCUCUGUUUACUGGCUGGCCGGAGCACAGAUCUGCUUCCUUGUCACGUCGGCCUCCUUCGUGGUACCUCUGAUUCUGCUGAGCGCAGCCUGAUGACAGCUAAUACUACUCAUUUUGGUUCAUUUUGACACUAUGGAUGUCUUUGCAUAUGCUCAUUUGUGAGGGAGUUCACACAAGAUGCAAGAACAUCAAGGGCAAGAAUAAGAGAAGGGAGUCUGUGUGUGUGUGUGUGUGUGUGUGUGUGUGUGUGUGUGUGUGUGUGUGUGUGUGUGUGUGUGUUAUACUGUAAUAUUUUUGUCACGUUAAAGAACAAGCAUACACUGUUGUCGCCCUUAAAGAAGUCUAUUUUCUUAUCAUUGAGAGAACAUUUGUCUGCUUAAAAAAUAUUUAUACUUUUUACUAUACAAUUAAUCUCGUGGAACUAUACUGUAUUUAGUUACAAUGUGGAUUUUACGCCACUUUCUUUUUUUAUCCUAAAUUUUCAAAAGUAUAAUCUAUGGACAAAUCUCACUCUGUCGGCCAUUUGCGUCCACCGAGUUUCCUUUUUUUGGAACCAUUUUAGCAAAAUUUGUAAAAAGGGGAAACAAAAUCGUGCAAAUGUAAUGAAACUUAUCAAGGUUGGGAAUUUUUGUUCAACUCAUUAAAUAUAGCCCACUGGAUUAUGUUAACAUCAAA